Messenger RNA from Drosophila sulfurigaster albostrigata, 1485 nucleotides. It is a transcript of the gene Oat, whose product is annotated as ornithine aminotransferase, mitochondrial. The transcript is spliced from 3 exons. Gene Ontology annotation, cellular component: cytoplasm. Lineage: Eukaryota; Metazoa; Arthropoda; Insecta; Diptera; Drosophilidae. Gene Ontology annotation, molecular function: L-ornithine transaminase activity; identical protein binding; pyridoxal phosphate binding. The record is from RefSeq and is a predicted model, not a curated record. Bases 67 to 1359 code for a protein of 430 amino acids.
UUCAGUUAGUCCCAAACAGCGAUCAAGAGUAAAAGUGUUUGAACGUUUAUUAUUUACAGAGCGAAAAUGUUUUCCAAACUGUGCACACGCGGUAUUGCCAGCCGUCUCGGUGGCAUUGCCCAAAAGACACAACCCAAAGAGGCGACUGAGAGCAGCAGCCGCUCUGAGGCGGUCUUUGCACGUGAACAGAAAUACGGUGCACACAACUAUCAUCCGUUGCCGGUGGCGCUUAGCCGGGGCGAAGGUGUGCACGUGUGGGAUGUGGAGGGCAAACGUUACUUUGACUAUCUGAGCGCCUAUUCGGCUGUCAAUCAAGGUCACUGCCAUCCCAAGAUUAUUAAGGCUCUGACGGAACAGUCACAGAAACUGGCGCUGACGUCACGUGCUUUCUAUUCGGACGUUCUCGGCGAAUACGAGGAAUAUAUUACCAAGUUCUUUGGCUACGAAAAAGUGCUUCCCAUGAACACGGGCGUGGAAGGCGGUGAGACAGCUUGCAAACUGGCCCGCAAGUGGGGAUACCUCAAGAAGCAGAUACCCAAGAAUCAGGCCAAGAUCAUCUUUGCACGCAACAACUUCUGGGGUCGCACAUUGUCCGCCGUUUCCGCAUCGAAUGAUCCCAGCAGCUACGAGGGCUUUGGUCCAUUCAUGCCCGGCUUUGAGCUGAUCGAUUAUAAUAAUGUGACUGCCCUGGAGCAGGCUCUGCAAGAUCCGAAUGUGUGCGCCUUCAUGGUGGAACCCAUUCAGGGCGAGGCUGGUGUUGUGGUGCCCGACGAGGGUUAUCUGCGCAAGGUUCGUGAACUGUGCUCCAAGCAUAAUGUGCUCUGGAUUGCGGAUGAGGUGCAGACAGGUCUGGCACGCACAGGACGCAUGCUGGCCGUGGACUACGAGGAAGUGCAGCCUGAUAUUCUGAUUCUGGGCAAAGCUUUGUCUGGUGGCGUCUAUCCCGUUUCGGCUGUGCUCUGCAACGAUGAGGUGAUGCUGUGCAUCAAGCCUGGAGAGCACGGUUCCACCUAUGGUGGCAAUCCACUUGGCUGCCGUGUGGCCAUGGCUGCCCUAGAGGUGCUGCAGGAGGAGAAACUGGCCGAGAAUGCCUUCAAAAUGGGUGAACUGCUGCGCAGCGAACUCUCCAAGUUGCCCAAGGAUGUGGUGUCUGUGGUCAGAGGCAAGGGAUUGCUCAAUGCCAUCGUCAUCAGUUCAAAACACGAUGCCUGGGAUGUCUGCAUGAAGCUUAAGGACAACGGCUUGCUGGCCAAGCCAACUCAUGGUGACAUCAUUCGCUUUGCUCCUCCGCUGGUCAUCAACGAGGCGCAAAUGCUGGAGAGCAUUGACAUCAUCAAGAAGACCAUUCUGUCCAUGUGAAGCGUGUAUUACAGAAGUUUCCAAUCGAAUAGCAUUUAAUAAUUAGCCUCUUACAACUCUUUCAAAAGUCUGAACAAAAACUUACUAUAAUUUGUAUAAUAAAACCGAAUUUUCUGCCAGUUUAAA